This is a messenger RNA of Notodromas monacha, 1488 nucleotides long. The record is from the annotation of a GenBank genome assembly. Lineage: Eukaryota; Metazoa; Arthropoda; Ostracoda; Podocopida; Cyprididae.
CUGAGGUUCGGCAUGAAGCUAUUCCAGUCAUCUACCUCCGUCAAAUGGCUAAUCUGGUGACUUACGGCGGUAUUGCCCAAAUUGCCGCAGAAUUAUGUUUUCAAUUGCUAAUGUGAGUCUCGCAAUGUUUAAAUUUGGAAUUGGGUGUUAUGGUGUCAUUCUAUUCUGGCUCCACGUAAGAUUUUGAAACGGUGCGGAAGCCUUAUACUACGUUGCGUCGCCCGCUGAGCGGAGUCGCUUUCCUAAAUUAUGUUUCGGUCGCUGUAUCGUCGAGAAGUGGGACGAAUCACGGCCGAUAUUUUUGAAAUGAAUGAGACGGAACGACGAGUCCGGGAAGACUUCCAUCUCAGUAAAUUCAAAGAUGUUGAACCCGUUCCGGAUUGUCUAGUCUUAUCAAUGGACGUGGAGAUGUCGGAAGGACGAUACCUCUUGUCUGGUAGCUCUGCUGGAGCGCUUUUCAUUCACGAUAUGCGUGCGCAACCGGCAGUGCCGCAUACGUGCAAACUUUUGGCUGUGAAGAAUUCCUGUAAACCUUUGAGCUGUGUUUCCUGGUAUCCUGUGGAUACCGGCAUGUUCUUCUCAUCGUCGGCAGACGGUGUCUUUCGUAUAUGGGAUGCUAAUCGUAUGAAGGAGGUGGAACGUAUCCAUGUGUCUUUGGGUGCCCUAUUUCAGCAUCAUAGUCCACUUUCUGAAGUACAUCACAAUUUGGUUGCUGUUGCUGGAUCUGCCCCGGAAGUCAAGAUUGUGGAUACGCGCACAGGAUCUAUGUGUCAAGAGUUGCGAAGAGGUCAUGGUCUUUCUCAGGUGACAUCUUGCCAGUGGAGUCCGCGGGCCAAUUGUCUCCUUGUGACGGGCGGAAGUGACGGUAGUGUUACCGUGUGGGACGUGCGUUCCGGCAAGUCCCGAUUGGGUUCUAUCAAGCGAGACUCAGAGAAAAAUGCCAUGAAAGGACGCGUUCAAACGUUAAGAUUUUCCAGUGACGGCUUGAAUUUAGUUGGCUAUAGCGAGUGCGACGAUAAAAUUCGCGUUUGGGACCCAUUACGAUUCAUUCCGCUCGAAACAAUUCGUGUAUCCAAAGCAAAGCAGCACCAAAGAUUUCGAAGUUCUGCUUUGGCUAUUGUACCAUCAGCAAAUGAUGAACUUCUGUUCUAUCCGAGCGGGAAAGUGAUAAAUAUUUCCACCAUGCAGUCCCCGACCGACGACGACGCGAAAAGUAAAACUUUAUCCAGACUGAAGAUGCAUUUUUCUGACGUUACCAGUUUAUGUUUUAAUCCAUUCGAAAACGAACUGUAUUCUGCGGGUGGUGAUUCCAAUGUUCUUGUGUGGUCGGCAUAUAAGCACAUCAUCGAAGACUUGAAUGAGGGAAGAGAGGAAAGACGAUUACGGGAAGAGAACCGAGGAGUCCGGAGGCAAAAUGACCCUCCUGUACCUAGCAUCGUGGAUGACGAAUUCGAUCUGGGCGAAGAUGCGUGGAGUGAUGACGAUUAG